UUGGAUAAUUUGUUUAAUUCACAUCGAUGUCAAAUUUUUUUUUGAAAAAAUAAUGAUGAAACGUCGAAAAAUUACUUUAGAUAAUGAUAAUCGACCAAGUUGUUCACGUACUGAAGAUGAAAUUGAUGAUGAAAAAUUUGAAGAAAAUCAUCGACGUAUACAGAAAUGUAUACAGGAAAAAUUAAAAAAUGAAACAAAUCAAAUUGAUAUCAAAUCGAUUGGUGAUUUUGAUACUGUUGCUGAUGCCUAUGAAUAUAUUCGACAAUUAUGUAAACGAUCAUUGUUGUUGCAAGAACGAUCAUUACCACCAAUAGUUUGGCGUCAUCAAUUAUAUUCAUUAUUCGAUGAUACAUCCAUAGUUGAUGUUCAAUUGGAAAAAAUGAUCGACAACAAUUUGAUUCGAAUCGUUUGUCAUGGAGAAUCAUCACGUGAAAAUGAUGCAAUCAUAAAAAUUGAUGAUUUUAUUUAUCAUUUGAAAAAAGAUUCAAAAUCAAAAAAUUUAUUUAUCGAAUUAUUUAUUGAAAAAAUUUUACGAAAUAUAAAACAAACAGAAUAUAGUGAUAAACAAUUGAAUGAUGUUGGAUUUUUAUCCGAAUCUUUAACCAAAUUAUCAUCAUUAGGUUUACUUACAAAAAAUGAUCUUAAUCAUCGACAAUUAUCAUUUGCCGGUUUAGGUAUUAUGGUACAAACAUUGAAUAAUGGUCGUGAAAAAUUGUUAAAGAUUAUUAAAAAAUCAAAAUAUUCACAAUUAUUACAAAGUGAAUUAAUUAAACGAUUUGAAUUUCAAUGGAAAAAUAAUUACUUAAAAGAAUCAUUAAAUCGAUUUGGUAUUGAAUUUCAUCUAUAUGAUCUUUAUGGUCGAAAAAAUUUAGUUUUAAGAAAAUUGGCUAAUCUACCCGGUGAUUCAAUGAUUCAGUUAAUAAUUUGAUUAAUCAAAAUUUAUUCGAUUAAAUUUAUCAAAAAAAAAAA
Messenger RNA from Dermatophagoides pteronyssinus (European house dust mite), 969 nucleotides. Its product is annotated as winged helix repair factor 1-like. Gene Ontology annotation, biological process: positive regulation of Ras protein signal transduction. NCBI's taxonomy places the organism in Eukaryota, Metazoa, Arthropoda, Arachnida, Sarcoptiformes, Pyroglyphidae. The record is from RefSeq and is a predicted model, not a curated record.